AGCGCCGCGCCAGGACAAGCCGGCUGUGGCGGCCAGGGAGGGGGCCUGACCCCCCCCUAUGGCAGGGGACAGCCGUCGGGGGCCACCGCGGAGCGCCAUCCCUUGUCACCCCAUCCCGAGCACCCAGGAGGCCACCGGCACCCAUCGACCAUGUAGGCUCCACCGCUGGUCACCAUGCACCAGGGCUGCGCGGCCGUCCUCUGUGUCCUGGCCGUGCUGGGGCUGGAGGUGGCUGCGCUGGGGGAAUGCGAGCUCGCCCGCCUGCUGCAGGACAAGCUGCGGUAUGAGAUGCGCCUGCAGUACAUGAAGCACAACUUCCCCAUUGACUACACUCUCCGUGUGCAGCACGAGGAGGUGCUGCGGACAGCCAACGUCACCCGCCUGCGUGACAGUAAGGUGUCGGAGGCGUCACUGCGCUACCUGUGGUUCCACGCCUGCUCCCAGGCGGUGCUGCACAUCCUCGAGGUGCUGCCGGAGAAGCACCCGUCCCGUGGGUACACGCAGGAGCUGAGCGGGCUCUUGGACGCCCUGGGCAUGGAGUACAGCGGGUACCGGCAGAGCGACGUGGACGCGGUGGUGGCCGACCUGGUGAAGCAGCUGCACAGCGGCGAGAGCCGGCAGAAGGCCGUGCGCCCCAAGGCGCUGCUGGACAACUGCCUCAAGGUCCUGCGGAUGCUCUUCGGGGCGCACUGUCGGUGGGACUCUGCUUAACGCUGACCCAGCGAGGAGGAGGAGGAGGAGGAUGAAGGCACACUUGGGGGGCGAUGGCAGCGCCCGCUCCCUCUUCUUUUGUACAAUUUUUUAAUUCCCACUCCCUCGGCUUUUGUUAAGCACCAAGUAACGUCCUAGCGCUCCAAUCUUAACUGCAAUAAAGAGAAGCAGAGCGAUCAUGUCUGCUGCGUUGUUUUGGGAGCGAUUCCUCUCCCUUUGGCUUUCUGAAGGAAAUACAGAUUUAUAACUGCAGCUGGACCAGAUGCUGGCUAUCUCCGUGUCUUGCCGUGACCCCAGCUUUCCCAGAGCAUCCCAGUGGCGUCACAGUUCUCCAAGAACCCUCUUGAGAUGUCUUCAUGUCUCCUGAUUUGCUAUGGGAAGAUGCUCACGUGCCCUCGAGCGGGAACUGCUGAAAAUAAAAGCAACCUCACAGA
Molecule: messenger RNA, 1145 nt
Organism: Numida meleagris (helmeted guineafowl)
Lineage: Eukaryota; Metazoa; Chordata; Aves; Galliformes; Numididae
Gene: IL34
Product: interleukin 34
Exons: 7
Coding region: 175-711 (178 amino acids)
Biological process (GO): positive regulation of monocyte differentiation; positive regulation of protein phosphorylation; positive regulation of cell population proliferation
Molecular function (GO): macrophage colony-stimulating factor receptor binding; cytokine activity
Source: RefSeq, a predicted model, not a curated record